Molecule: messenger RNA, 1416 nt
Organism: Scomber japonicus (chub mackerel)
Lineage: Eukaryota; Metazoa; Chordata; Actinopteri; Scombriformes; Scombridae
Gene: gabra6b
Product: gamma-aminobutyric acid type A receptor subunit alpha6b
Exons: 9
Coding region: 1-1416 (471 amino acids)
Biological process (GO): synaptic transmission, GABAergic; nervous system process; regulation of postsynaptic membrane potential
Cellular component (GO): synapse; dendrite membrane; neuron projection
Molecular function (GO): transmitter-gated monoatomic ion channel activity involved in regulation of postsynaptic membrane potential; GABA-gated chloride ion channel activity; GABA-A receptor activity
Source: RefSeq, a predicted model, not a curated record
AUGCUGAUUUUAAAAGUUGACCAGGGAUUUCUAGUUGUGGGGUGUUUGCGAGGCAUGGCUUUCAUUUGUACUUGCUUAUUUCUGUCUUGUUACAGUGCCAGCAGUGUGUGGGGAAAUCAGCACAGUGACACCAGUAUCUAUUUGGAUAACAUCACGCGCAUAUUGGAUAGAUUACUGGAUGGGUAUGACAACAGGCUCCGACCUGGAUUUGGAGGUCCAGUUACAGAGGUCAAAACUGACAUCUUCGUCACCAGCUUUGGACCUGUCUCAGAUGUUGAGAUGGAGUACACCAUGGAUGUGUUCUUCCGUCAGACAUGGAUUGACGAAAGGCUGAAAUUUGAGGGCCCCAUCGAGAUCCUGCGGCUCAACAACCUGAUGGUCAGCAAGAUCUGGACGCCGGACACCUUUUUCCGGAAUGGCAAGAGGUCGAUCUCUCACAACAUGACCACCCCCAACAAGCUGUUCCGCAUCAUGCAGAACGGAACUAUCCUGUACACCAUGAGAUUAACUAUAAAUGCAGAGUGCCCCAUGCGUCUGAUGAACUUCCCGAUGGACGGACAUGCCUGCCCGCUCAAGUUUGGGAGUUAUGCUUACCCCAUCAGUGAGAUUGUGUACACAUGGAAGAAAGGUCCUCUGUCUUCUGUCGAGGUGCCAGAGGAAUCAUCCAGCCUGCUGCAGUACGAUCUCAUCGGGCAAACAGUGUCAAGCGAGAGGCUAAAGUCCAACACAGGUGAAUAUGUCAUCAUGACUGUCCACUUCCAUCUGCAAAGGAAAAUGGGCUUUUUCCUGAUUCAAACUUACAUUCCCUGUAUUAUGACUGUCAUCCUGGCCCAAGUCUCUUUCUGGAUUAAUAAGGAAUCAGUUCCAGCUCGGACUGUCUUUGGUAUCACCACUGUUUUGACCAUGACCACACUCAGUAUCAGCGCCCGCCACUCACUCCCCAAAGUCUCCUAUGCUACAGCCAUGGAUUGGUUCAUUGCAGUUUGCUUUGCCUUUGUCUUCUCUGCCCUGAUUGAGUUUGCGGCCGUCAACUACUUCUCCACCCUGCAGGCCAACCGGGAAAUGCGGAAGGCAGCGGCCAUGAAGGCAGCAGCUCAGGAGGCAGCAGCUGCAGCUCCAGCUGCGGCCACAGGGAACGAUGGGGAGGUUUCCUCAGUGGAUGCCAGUAGUAUGUUGAAGAAGAGAAUGAACUCUGCCCCGCUGUUUGACCGCCCUGCCAAAACUUUCCCCAACCCACCCGUCAAUGCCCAAGCGUUCUUACAGCAGGGUUCAGCUGUACCGGCCAACAAUGUUCUGACUGGCACCAGCAUCAUCGACAAAUACUCACGCAUCCUCUUUCCCCUUUCGUUUGGCGCCUUCAACCUGGUCUACUGGAUUGUCUAUCUCACCAAGGACACCAUGGAGAUGUCCAGGUGA